AUGUUACUAAAUUUUAAGGAAACUUUCACUGAUGGACAAAAAGACAUGCAAUCUUCUUCUUUCACACUUUUGAAAAAUUCAAAUGUACUACAUAAGUUGGCUUUUAUGAAACAGCAUCCAAUUCAGCCUUCAUUUUCAAACUCUCAUUUACACAUUCAAAAACUGUAUAAACGAAAAAUGCCUGAUGGAAAAGAAGUUUCUCGGAAUUGGUUGUCGGUUCAUGUAGAAAAUAAUGAAUUAAAAUCAGUAUAUUGUCCUAUUUGUAUAGCAUUUAGUAGUCAUCAGUCCCCUUUUAUAAAUGGAUAUAAAGAUUUCAAACACAUUCACAUAGCUGUUAAAAAACAUGAAGAGAGUCGUUCACAUAACUUUGCUGUUCAAAAUUAUAUUCAAGCCUCAUCUGAACAAUGCAUUGAGUUUAAGGUCAACAGAAAUUUAUUAAAUUUAAAAAGGAUUCAAGUACAAGAAAACAUUCAUGUAGUUGAACAGAUAUUUGAUAUUAUAAAAUUUCUUGGAAAACAAAGUCUACCUUUUAGGGGUUCUGGAUAUUCAGAAGGUCUUUAUCAGUUAGGUAGAAUUGGAAAUCACCAUUUAAACAAUGGAAACUUUUUAGAAUUGGUCCAAUUUACUGCAAAAAGAGAUUCAAUUUUACAAAAACACCUAACACUAGCAAUAAAAAAUAGUGAAAAACGAAAGCUAAGUUUAAAAAACCAAUCUAAAGGUAGAGGUUCAUUGGUGACAUUAUUGUCAAAAACAACUAUUAAUAAAAUUAUUAUUGCUAUUCUUCAGUCUAUAAGGAAUAAAAUUAAAAACGAAUUGUGUAAUCAAAAAUUCAGCCUCCAAGUCGACAGCACUCAAGAUGUUAGUGUAUCUGAUCAAGCUGCUAUUUAUAUACGCUAUAUAUACAAUGGAGAAAUUACUGAAAGACUUUUUGCUGUUUUAAAGAUUAUUGAUUCUUCUGAAUCAUUUGAUGGAGCUUCAAACAUGAGGGGAGCAUUUAGUGGUCUUCAAUCAAGGAUAAAACAUGAAAAUCCAAAAAGUAUCUAUAUUUGGUGUUAUAGCCAUAUCCUAAACUUAUGUAUUAGUGAUGCAUGCAAACAUAUUGAUGCUAAAAAUCUAUUUGGAUUUUUAAAUAGGUUAUCAACCUUUUUUGAGGACUCGUACAAACGUAUGAAUGUGUGGAUCAAACAAAAUAAUACUAUCAAUGAAAGAGUCAGCUUGAAAAAACUUCAAAAAGUGGGUGAAAAUAAUACUAGAUGGUGGUCUAGGGAAAAAUCUUUAUUUUGGGUUUUUGAAGGAAAACAAUGUUUAUUUUUGACUGUCAUUAGUGCAUUGAAUUUUGUAAUGCAGUCUCCAGAUUUUGAUUCAAAAACUUGUUCUGAGGCAUCAUCUUUAAUUGAAAAACUAUAUUUGCAGACUAAAAACAUGGAUCUGUUGACUGCAUGGGAUAUGGUAGAAGUGACUAAAUCAGAAAUUACUAAAUUAAAAUUUGAAACUAUUUAUAAGGAAUCCCAAGAAUUCAUUAAACAAAUGAAUGAAAAACUGUACGAAGUUUUGUCUGUUCCUAUUGAUAAGUUUAGAGUUGGAACAUAUGUAGAAAUUAUAGACCAAAUAAUAAGUAGUUUAAAUCAAAGAUUUUCUGCCAACAGACAGUUAAUAGCUGAUAUUCAGUAUUUUAUUCCAAAAAAUUUUGAUUUGGUUGUUAGUAUGCCAAACAUAGCUUUAACAUAUUUAUCUGAAGUGUCAAACAUUCCAAAAGAUAAACUUCAUUCAGAGUUAAAGAGUUUUGUUGCAGUUUUUCCAAAAAUAUCUACAUCAAUUAAAGAACGCACUCAGACAAUGUAUCAAGAGCAAUAUGUUUCAGAAAAUGAUGAUAAUAAUGAAGAAUCAAUUAAUGAAUUUUCUGAUAUAUUAGAAGACAAUACUCUUGAAUUAAUUGGUAAUGAUUUCUACCAGGAGAAGAAGUGUUCUUUAAGUAUCGAUCAUGAUCCGAAAAAUUGCUUAAACUGUGUGUACAAAGUAUUAUAUUCAUUAAAUUUACAUGUUUCAUCUUAUAGUUAUCUUUGUGAAGCUUAUGAAUUUUUUUUAACUUUAUCUGUAACACAAGUGAAUUGUGAACGGACAUUCAGUAAACUUAAAAUUACAAAAAAUCGUCUUCGUUCUAAUUUAAGCUCAGAACAUUUAGAAGCAUUACUAAUUAUGUCAAUUGAAAAACAGCUGUUAGAAGAUGUAGAAGUAUCUGAUAUUAUUAAUUACCUUAAAAGUACAUCAACUUUAAUGCUAAAUAUGUUUACAUAA
Molecule: messenger RNA, 2295 nt
Organism: Myzus persicae (green peach aphid)
Lineage: Eukaryota; Metazoa; Arthropoda; Insecta; Hemiptera; Aphididae
Product: zinc finger MYM-type protein 1-like
Exons: 5
Coding region: 1-2295 (764 amino acids)
Molecular function (GO): protein dimerization activity
Source: RefSeq, a predicted model, not a curated record